Messenger RNA from Anopheles marshallii, 558 nucleotides. RefSeq names its product vitelline membrane protein 15a-3-like. NCBI's taxonomy places the organism in Eukaryota, Metazoa, Arthropoda, Insecta, Diptera, Culicidae. The coding region runs from base 1 to 558 and encodes 185 amino acids. The record is from RefSeq and is a predicted model, not a curated record. The transcript has a single exon.
AUGAAGUUCCUCGUUGCAGUUGCAGUCUGUGCCCUGGUCGGUGUGUGUGCGGCCGAUAGCUACGGUAAACCGGCCUACCCGGCGGCACCGGUAGCCCACACGUACGCUGCCCACGCCCCACACGUCAAGUGCGGUGCCAACCUGUUGGUCGGUUGCGCUCCCAACGUUGCCCACGUGCCCUGCCAUCCGGCGCACGGUGGACACCACGAGUACCAUCACGCACCGGCCCCGGCUUACCAUCAUGCCCCGGCCCCAUCCUACCAUCAUGCACCGGCCCCUGCCUACCACGCCCCGGCCAAGAAGGAGUACCACCACGCCCCGGCCCCAGCCUACCAUCAUGCCCCGGCCGCGCACGGUGGAUACGAGGCGAAGAAGGAGUACGCCGCCCCAGCCUACCACCAUGAGGCACCGAAGAAGGAGUACGGUCAUCAUGCUGCGCCCGCCGCUCACCACGGUGGAUACGAGGCGAAGAAGGAGUACGCCAAACCGGCCGCCCACGGAUACGGUGGCGGCUAUGGCAAGCGAUCGAGCGACUUCGAGGCUGAGAUGGAGGACUAA